AUGCCACUCAGUAAGGACUCAUUUAACAACGCAUCUACGUCCGUAGAGUUGUCAUGCGUUCCCGAGGAUACCACUGGCAUUGAGCGCAUCAUGCUUGCAGCUCAAGGUGACCUCCAGCGACUGAUGAGCACGUUCUUUGCUCGGCCCAUAUUUAUUGAGCUCGUGUACGCCAACGGCUCGCCACGGCUGAAACCGGCCUCGCCUGAGGAUCCCAUAACGCAGUCGCGGCAAGUACAUCUCGUGUGUGCUUCACGAAUCGUCUGCACCGCUACAUCCAAAGUCACCAUCACACACCCCGACUUCGAACGUCUAUUUCUAGACGAGAAAUUCCCCAUUGGCCAGACAUUCCGCAAAAUGCUUCGCAGCCCACAAUUUGCCCUCCUUGACGCCCAGACAAAUGUCGUCGGUGGCAAGCGGGAACUCCGCAGAACGUAUACGCUCGAGACAGAUGGUUUCCUAUGUGAGAUCCUCGAAGUAUGGCCUGACAGGGACAUGUUUGUUCGUGGAGAGGCAUGGCUCACUGAGAGCAAGCUUGAGCCCGAACAGACAUGUGUUGUGGAGAGUAAGGAAAGCAAGCCCUGGUGGCUUAGUACUGUCUCCAAGGGCAACACUCUCCCCUGGGGAUUCGAUUGCACGAAAGGUCUGGAACGUUCGCCGUUGGUGUACUAUCACGACAUUUGGUUUGUUUCGUUGUACCUGCUCCUUUUAUACCUCAUAUAG
Molecule: messenger RNA, 720 nt
Organism: Suillus discolor
Lineage: Eukaryota; Fungi; Basidiomycota; Agaricomycetes; Boletales; Suillaceae
Exons: 3
Coding region: 1-720 (239 amino acids)
Source: RefSeq, a predicted model, not a curated record